Aspergillus fischeri NRRL 181 is the source of this 285-nucleotide messenger RNA. RefSeq lists its product as uncharacterized. Gene Ontology annotation, molecular function: ditrans,polycis-polyprenyl diphosphate synthase [(2E,6E)-farnesyl diphosphate specific] activity. Lineage: Eukaryota; Fungi; Ascomycota; Eurotiomycetes; Eurotiales; Aspergillaceae. Gene Ontology annotation, cellular component: membrane; dehydrodolichyl diphosphate synthase complex; lipid droplet. The coding region runs from base 1 to 285 and encodes 94 amino acids. The transcript has 2 exons. The record is from RefSeq and is a predicted model, not a curated record.
AUGGCGUACACGUCGCGCGACGAGAUGGCAAGAGCCAUGCUACGGUGCGUGGAGGAGUAUCCUCACACAGCCAUCACGGCGCAAUCGCUUUCGGAUAAGCUGCACACGGGGGACAAUCCGCCUGUGGAUCUCGUGGUCCGAUCGUCGGGGAUGUAUCGACUGAGUGACUUUCUGCUCUGGCAGUGCCAUGAGGAUACUCAGAUUCAGAUAGCGGAUGCGAUGUGGCCGGAGUUUGGGGCCUGGGAGCCCUUUAUGCGACUGUAUGACCUUUACCAAGCGAGGUAG